AUUGACGCAAUAAUUGUGACUUUCCCAAUGAUUCGCAAUGGAGGUUUUAUGAGGUCUACAUCAGAUGUUGGCGUUUAUUUACAACUUCAAGUUGCGGAUGUGCUUCACCAUUAGCCGGUCGUCAUAAAUCUUCACUUUGCGUUUUGAUGCUCAAUCUGGGAAAACGCUCGAGGAUUUAAAGCGGGGGGGUUUUGCAUGCAGUUUGAGGAAGGAAAUUGUCCUCAAGCUAUCGCUAUGUAGCAAGCUAAUGUCAUAUACAUCGAUGCGGGAACUCCGGACGCUAUUCAAAAAUCAUUUACUAAGACAUGACCGAGUACAAGCUUGUGGUGGUUGGUGCAGGAGGCGUGGGGAAGAGCGCUCUUACCAUCCAGCUCAUCCAGAAUCACUUUGUGGAUGAAUACGAUCCAACCAUCGAGGACUCGUACAGGAAGCAGGUGGUGAUCGAUGGAGAGACGUGUCUGUUGGACAUCCUGGACACCGCGGGCCAGGAGGAGUACAGCGCCAUGAGGGACCAAUACAUGAGGACGGGCGAAGGUUUCCUCUGCGUCUACGCCAUCAACAAUAUCAAGUCAUUUGAGGACGUUCACCUAUACAGAGAGCAGAUCAACAGAGUGAAGGACAGCGAUAGCGUUCCCAUGGUGCUGGUGGGCAACAAAAGUGACUUGAGCUCACGCUCUGUGGAAACGCGGCAAGCGCAGGAACUGGCCCGAAGCUACGGCGUGCCCUUCGUCGAGACCUCGGCCAAAACCAGACAGGGAGUGGAGGAAGCAUUCUAUUCACUAGUAAGAGAGAUCAGAAGAUACAAGGAGACCAACCGCAGCAACAAGAAGAGCAAGAAGAACACUCCGAGGCGUUGCAUGAUAUUAUAGCACGUCUUCAUACACACAAGCAAGCCCCUCCAAUAUGUCAGGUGGACCAGCAGCUCUCCCGCGUUUAUCCGUUCAAUGCUGUGAAUGUCCAGACCAAACUGUAUUGUUCGCUAGGUUUUUACCAGCAGCAUUCAAUCUUUUUUUUUUUUUUUUUUUUUUUUAAGAAAAUAAACAUUUCUCUGAUUGA
Syngnathus typhle (broad-nosed pipefish) is the source of this 1056-nucleotide messenger RNA. RefSeq names its product GTPase KRas. Gene Ontology annotation, cellular component: plasma membrane. Gene Ontology annotation, molecular function: GTP binding; GTPase activity; GDP binding. The transcript is spliced from 5 exons. The record is from RefSeq and is a predicted model, not a curated record. The coding region runs from base 306 to 869 and encodes 187 amino acids. Lineage: Eukaryota; Metazoa; Chordata; Actinopteri; Syngnathiformes; Syngnathidae. Gene Ontology annotation, biological process: Ras protein signal transduction.